CAGCUUAUUUAAGCCAUUUCGUUGAUUACCAGUCAUGGUUUAAUUCAAUUUGUUUUCUCGCUAGUAGUAAGUGAUGCGUUUAUUAAAUACUACUCGAAAUGUGAUGGUAGGUGGUAAGUUUAAAUAUGCAAAGUGUUUGGCUGGAUCCACAUGCAAAGUUUCGAUAUUUCUGGCGCUGUGGAUCCGCGUCCUGAAUCAAUAUGACUUCGUGGUUGGUUUCCUCAUUGUUAGCCCUCUAAAAUGGAGCGCUUGCGCCCCUAUAUGGAAACAACAGGAAUUUUAGGAUCCCCGUCUUCCUGCAAGCCAUGCGUUCCCAGUUUAUGGACAGUUUUAAUGGAUAUUUAUCGGGCUCCUGGAUAGAAUCCGCAAUUCUAUUGCAGUCAGUGAUAACUUAAAAGUGAUUUAUAACUAGGAAAUACUUACCUGGUAAGUGGGUGCUAGAUCGGUGAUGUGGACUUCGGUGGUACCUGAUGAGGUUCGUGGGGCGGCACCAUCCGCCCGAUCCAAACACAGUGCCACUUUGCUGGGAGAGCAUGUCUACGUUUUGGGGGGAAGAAAUGGCAAUUUACCAUUGAAAGACUUCUGGAAGUACAAUCUGGUGUCUGGAAAUUGGCAGCAACUGAAACCCUCAGGCGAUCUGCUGCCUUGUUUGCAAGAGCACACAGCUGUUGCGUACAAAGACAAUAUUUUCGUGUUUGGAGGUGAAGUCAGCUUUUCAUCCAGCACUGAGACGCCUUUAUGGGUGUACGACGUACGAGACAAUAGCUGGAGGAAAGUUAAAACAAAAAAAGGAGUCGCCACUCCAAAAGGCCGACGUGGACACACAGCUCUGGUCCAUAAUGGAGCCAUGCUGAUUUAUGGAGGAUAUCAAGAUUUACGCGGCUCUUGUGGAGAGCUAUGGGCAUUUCAUUUCGACACGGAAUCGUGGCAUUUAGUUUCGGCAGCACCAAGUAAACCGAGUGAUCAAUUUCCAUCCCCCAGACACAAACAUUCGGCGGUUGUUCAUGGGGAGGCGAUGUGGAUUUAUGGAGGUAUGAAUGAUCUGCACUCACGUGGCGACUUAUGGAAAUGGGAUUUUUACACAAAAUUCUGGACGAAUAUCAAAACGAAAUUGAAUCCAGGCCCGCUGCACAGUCAUGCCUGUUGCAAAUUGCCAUCAUCCAUGAUUAUUUUUGGAGGCGAAAGGAACGGCCAAAGUUCGAACGAUUUAUGGAAAUUCAAUUUCGACGUGGAAUCUUGGGAGAAAAUUUCCAUAGCAGGACUGAAACCACGGCCGCGAUCAGAAAGUCGGGCUUUUAUCGUUUCUGAGCUGCUGUUGAAAGGAGCUUCAAAAAUGUCCCUUGAAGCAAAAUCGGUCAGGAUUCGGGCUAGAACCUGCACAUCUGCUGAUCGAGGCAACAGACACUCUUCAUAUCUUCCAAACAAUCGGGUUGCUCCUUGCGAAAAAACCUACAUUUUUGAACCCACGCAAGUGAAUUACAAUGAUGGUAGCAAUUUGGCUCAGCAAUACUCCGAACCCCACCGAUCUUCCAAAGGCAGCUUUCUACAGGAAAUUUCAAAACUUUCCCAAAUAAACCUAUCCAGAAUUAACAGCAAAUGCAACUAUACGAUACUUUCGAAAGGAAAUACUACUGAUAGCACUGAAAGUUUGCUGAGACAGCGCACGAGUCCUCAACAAGAUAUUAACACUUGCCUGAUCGACUCUGAUGUGUCUUCAACACCAUCCAGAGGAACAAUGGUAAAAUCAAAAUCAGCUUACGUAAUCAAAAAAAAGUACGCAGACAGUUCAACAUCUUCAGACGAAGAAGUGAAGGAAACAACGCGGAAAAAACGAGUAGAAUUCGACAGCAUCGUGAAAAAGAUUCCUCGAGAUCCAAUUUCCGUGCCAAACUUCAGUGUUCUCAAUUUAACCACUCCAGUAUUAACGCCUGUUGAGGCCUCAAAGCUCGUCUAUCUCACAGACGAAGAGACGGACAUUGAGCUGAAAGUUGCCAAUCACCACUCUAUAACUGAGGUCCAACCUGCCGAAGAGUUUGAUGACUGCGAAAACAUCCAGCUGCAGCCGCUCAAAAGAGGCGACAGUUAUAGCUCGCAUUUAGGAUACGCUGAUAACCCACUGUACCAUGAAACCAUCAAGGAAAAAUCGCAGGAAAAUGUCUCCUCAACGUCGGAUUAUUGCAGUAUUGAAACCGUCAAUCGGCUAUCUUCGGCUAGUAGCUAUAGCGUUAAAACCAACACUCCUCAGGAAGAAACACUCAAGACCAAAGACAAUAUUAAGGACGGAAUGUUUGGCUUUUGCAACCCGAACUACUUGAGCUCAACAGUAAAAUCCCUGCUAACCAAUGAGGAGAAAAUAUCAGUUUCCAAAAUGCUCGAGCGAAAUCAGCCAGAGCAGCAGGAUUCCGAAGGAGAAGUUCUGGAACUAUCGAGCUUCAAUGGCCCUUUGGAUAGGAACACAAAAGUCGUCUACAGGCAUUCGUGCCGAUCGAUCAGGCCCUGGAACUUGCCUCUUAACAAAAACCUCAAAGGCAAUUCGUGCGAAGGUCGGGCUCAAAGUGCCAGCAGAGCCGAGCGAAAGCAGGUCGAGAUUAAGCCAGCGAUGAAGGAAAUAGAGCGGGUAGAUCCAUUUCUUCCUCUAUACGUCUACGUGGUAGGCGGGAAGGAGCAGGGCCAUGUAACGGUGUUUCAACGGCCAAUUUCCAUAUGGCGGUUGAAGCUUUUUUAAUCAAAUUGUAUCCAGUUCCGUCAGUUCAAAGCAACGUGCCAAUAAUGUUGUAGAUAAAUAUAAAACAUUUUUUAAUUCUUUUCGAAUCCAGAAAAUACUCUCAACCUUCGCCAACUUUAAACGACCUUUAUUUUUCAAAUGCGGCUGUGUCAGUAACUGGUCCAGAAUUGCUGAUUUUGGGACUUGCUCAAAUAUAAAUCUUGGUUUUGCACACACUUUUUGUCAAAUUUUUAUGAUUUUUUGAAAUGUAAAAUGAAAGUGUACUUACUGACGCAGUAAAAUUUGAUGAAAAAAUGAAAAUUUGGUCACUCUGUAUAGGAAGUGAUUAGUGAUGAAUACAUAAGCACACUGUAUAGCAGAAACAAAUUAAAAUCUAACAGUAUUACGGUACAGGGUAAGUCCAAACAAUGGCUAAUCUCUAAUCUAAAAUCCUUUUUCAUAAACCUACGCUUAUGUUUGGAUUCUACUUAGAACUACUACUUAAAACUUAAAGUUUUAUCAUUGACAAAAAUGGAUGAAAAUGGACAGAAUAAACUACUGGCCUCCAGAUCACCAGAUCUAUACCCAUUGAAUUUGAUAAACAUGGUUUUCCCACCUGGCAAGUAAUAGGGAUUAAACCAUAGUUUAACAAAUUGAUGGGAAAUUUGCCAUUGUUCGGAAAUAUUAGGGGGCAUCGUUCAUUUCCUUACCCUGUAUAGGCCCCAACAAUAUAAGACUAAAGGUAGGUAGUUCAUAUUUUUCUAGGUAGUCAAACUUGAAGAGUUUUAGAGGACUUUUUUAGCAUUAAAAGCAACAUUCGUCCAAAUUCCGUUCAUUAAUGUAAACGAUCGUAAUAAAGUUUUACUGUGUAAAAUUUAAUGUAAGUAGUAAGAUAUAGAGUGCAAUUAUGAAUGUGCAAAUCAAAAUAUUCGACGGCGAGUAGGAUGAUGAAGAAUUUACACGUAUUACAUGCAGCAAAAAGUGAAAACCAACAGGAUUUUACAAGAUUGUAAAUUGAAGGUUUGAAUGAAUUUUACAAACAGACAAUUUUACAGACGUUCAUUAUUCUUGUGCAAUAACAACAUAUCAUUUACUUACCAAUUUUGUUAAUAUUUCUUGCGUGAGUCGUUAUUAUGUUGCUGAUGUUUAGGUUCCGCAGGAAUGUUAUCAUAGCUUGUUAAAUCCGUUACAGUGUUUUGUUAGUUUCGUUAUUGUUAAUUGCCGUCUCAAAUGUUAAUUAGUUAAUUUUUUAUUUUAAUAUUCCCACUAAAUUAUUUUAGUAAUUUUCAAUCAUAUAUUCUGUUAUAAAAUGUUUGGACUCUUACUUGAAGUUCAAUGCACAUGAUUAAGGUGAUAUAUUUUUGUUCUAGACCGUAACAAAAUGUUUAUUUUUUUAAACCAGUAGAAAUGUGAAUGUUUUUCUGUAUUUACUAAUAAAGAUCUCGCAUACUUAUGUAGAAAUAAAGUUUCAGUGCAAAGUG
Messenger RNA from Dendroctonus ponderosae (mountain pine beetle), 4185 nucleotides. Its product is annotated as tip elongation aberrant protein 1. NCBI's taxonomy places the organism in Eukaryota, Metazoa, Arthropoda, Insecta, Coleoptera, Curculionidae. The transcript is spliced from 12 exons. Bases 449 to 2725 code for a protein of 758 amino acids. Gene Ontology annotation, molecular function: protein binding. The record is from RefSeq and is a predicted model, not a curated record.